AGUUACCUUACCGCGUCUCUCCUCCUUCAUUCUAGUCGCCGAUUCCCGGCAACAUGUUUUGACGGCACGAAAAUCCCGUCGAAUCAUGCGGCGGUCCAAUAUUUGACAUCCUACCCUUCAUUGAACAAGCCGAUAAUUCUUUCUUCAUGGCUGAAUACCAGAUAAGAUAAACUUCUGGGUGGUCUCACUAAUUUUCUGGUGUCUCCAGAAUUUCAAAGGUUUACGGCUGAUUCAUUUGAUGCUGCACUCAUUUCUUUUGAUCUGCAAAUUGGGAGAAGUUUUGUAAAGGGUUGGUUUUUGAGUAUAAGCUAUUGAGUAAUAAUAGAUUUCUAACCAAAGUUCUCAAACUGAUGGACAGAAUACAUAGAUAGAGUUUGGUCGCGUGCAGAUACUGGAAUUUAUUUUUUGAGCAUAGGUGGCAUGCUAAGGAAUUGUGACAUAAUAUUGGUGUAUGCUUCUGCAGUUGAAGGCGCCUUCUCUUCUGAUAUGGUUAUGUUGGGAUACAUUAUAUGAAUUUCUAGGGAUGACGAAAGAAAUAAGUUUGAAUUGUUCGAUGCUGGAAGAUGAAAAGAAAGAGGAUGACUUCUGGAAAAUGAAUUCGAGGGACGGCGUGAAUGUGGGUGGUUCUAGAUUUAAACCAAGUGAUUCGCUUCUUCCUGGUCUUAUUGAUGAUGUUGCUCUAAAUUGUUUAGCAUGGGUUAGUAGAUCAGAUUAUGCCUCAUUAUCGUGUAUAAAUAAAAGGUACAAUAAGCUGAUUAAGAGUGGGUAUUUAUAUGGGUUAAGGAAACAGUUGGGAAUUGAGGAGAAGGACCAUUGGGUUUACUUGGUUUGUGAUCUUAGGGGAUGGGAGGCAUUUAACACUACCAAAAAGAAAUGGAUGGCAUUACCUAAGAUGCCUUGUGAUGAAUGUUUUAACCAUGCAGAUAAGGAGUCAUUGGCUGUGGACUGUGAACUGUUGGUUUUUGGUAGGGAAUUGCUAGAUUUUGCCAUUUGGAAGUAUAACCUGAUUUUCCAGAGUUGGGUAAAGUGUCAGGGGAUGAAUCGCCCUCGUUGUUUGUUUGGUUCUGGUAGUCUUGGUUCAAUUGCUAUUGUUGCAGGCGGAAGUGAUAAGAAUGGAAAUGUUCUAAAAUCAGCUGAGUUGUAUGACUCUGCUUCAGGUGUAUGGGGGCUGUUACCUAAUAUGCAUACACCACGGAGACUUUGCUCUGGCUUUUUUAUGGAUGGGAAAUUCUACGUGAUUGGUGGAAUGUCAAGUCCUGCUGUUUCAUUAACUUGUGGAGAGGAGUAUGAUCUGGAGAAAAGAACUUGGCGGAAAAUAGAGGGCAUGUACCCCUAUGUUAACAGGGCUGCUCAGGCGCCACCACUUGUGGCGGUUGUAGAUAACCAGUUAUAUGCAGUUGAGCAUGUAACCAACAUGGUGAAGAAAUAUGACAAGGAGAAGAAUACCUGGAAUGACUUGGGAAGGCUUCCGGUCCGGGCAGAUUCUUCAAAUGGCUGGGGCCUAGCUUUCAAGGCUUGUGGUAAGCAGAUUCUGAUUGUGGGCGGUCAAAGAGGUCCAGAAGGUGAAGCUGUUUUUCUGAACUCGUGGUGUCCUAAGUCAGGGGCUAGAAAUGGAACCUUAGAUUGGCAGGUUCUUGGCGUGAAGGAGCAUGUUGGAGUGUUUGUGUACAAUUGUGCUGUUAUGGGAUGUUGAUAUAUAUGGAUUGACACAACAGAAGCUAUUGGUAUCUACAAUCUGACUUUGCCUUGGAGGGUGCUUCCAUGUGCAUUCGUUUCAUUUAUCAAGUUGAAUUGUUGCUGGAGGUUGGCUUUAUUUAGUGGAGAAUUUGGUUUUUAUUUUUAACAUGGCUUUAAUUGGAUGUGUUCCUCACUUUGUCCUGAGAUCACUGAGUAGGUUUACAUCUACAUCUCCUGUCAUCUUUUUCUUUUCCUCUUCAGUCGUAGCCAUCUAUGUAAAAUAAUAAUUCAUGGAGUUUUGUCGUUUAAUGAUUGGAUGCUCAUUGUUUUUCGCUUCAUUCCUAUAAUCUCUCAAAAUUUAUGCCCAGUAGUCAUGUAUUGAAAAUUAUUCAUUUGGUAGUAUCCUACAGUUCAUAGUCCAAAUGGAAGGAGGCACGUGCCUUGGGUUUGACGCUUCAGUUAUUUGGUGUUUAAUUGCUGCAAUUGUAACUCUUUAUUGGCAUAUGUUAA
Neltuma alba is the source of this 2187-nucleotide messenger RNA. Its product is annotated as F-box/kelch-repeat protein At5g60570. Lineage: Eukaryota; Viridiplantae; Streptophyta; Magnoliopsida; Fabales; Fabaceae. Gene Ontology annotation, cellular component: nucleus. The transcript has 2 exons. The record is from RefSeq and is a predicted model, not a curated record. The coding region runs from base 452 to 1693 and encodes 413 amino acids. Gene Ontology annotation, molecular function: protein binding.